Colletotrichum orchidophilum is the source of this 2142-nucleotide messenger RNA. RefSeq lists its product as uncharacterized. Lineage: Eukaryota; Fungi; Ascomycota; Sordariomycetes; Glomerellales; Glomerellaceae. The transcript has a single exon. The coding region runs from base 1 to 2142 and encodes 713 amino acids. The record is from RefSeq and is a predicted model, not a curated record.
AUGAAGAGCAUGAGGACUGGUGGAGGGACCCCCGGUGGUGUGCAGACGCACGGCCCAGAGUCCCCCGUCCUGGGGUCGCCGGGUCUUGUGUCAAGUUUCCAACAGACCAAGGAAGACUCGAGCGCUUCUCAAAACGAGGGCGUGCCCUUUUUCGCAAAGGACGCUGUUGCCGCCGCCGCCGCUGCUGCCGUUGCCGUUGAAACUCGCAACACAUACCGCCAUCGCCCGCUGCCUACACCUCCUCCAUCCAAGGCGUCUUCGACCAUGGCUGAGCGGCCUAGCACUAGUGGAGGGCUUUCACCUCAUAACUACAGUACCACCAGCUUCAGAUCCUUUGCUGAUCGACGUAUGUCCAAGGAUGACCUGUACCUCAGGCCUCAUUCUUCGGCACGUGGUGGUUACAAGUCGUAUCACAUCCCAAUACGGGACAAUCCAGCAUCUCCGGUAGAGAGUACUGGCGACUUCUCACACGACUUCUCGCCGGCGCGCACAUUUACAGUCAGAACACAAACGCCAGAUUCGAUGGAUAGCAAUAUGGGUACGAUAGCAAUAGGCAUGGCCAUAGGGAGCCCGACACAUCCACCUCCGGACUUCACAGCGUCGCGCGAAUUCCUCCCCUCGCCGAUUCCCGCACCGAGAGACGAGUGGCAACCGCAGGCAUCCAGCUUAAGCACCACCAUGAUGAGGGCCUCACCAACGCCAGAGCCGACGCAGGACAUACCGGAACCCGUGCCGGCGCCGAAGCAGAAGUCAGGAAGGUGGAAACUAUUUGGCCGUUCAAAAAGCAAGAGACUUGCUUCAUCCCCGGUCGCUAUAUCACAGCCCAUGAAUCUUCAACACCCGGCACCAACGAAGACAGAGUUUGACAUUUUACCGACGACAAACCAAGCCACCAACUUGGGAAGACGGAACACGGAGAAGAGGUCGGCGGACAACAAACCUGCCAUGAAGCGCUCACAGACAGCUGGCCUGGUGGUCCCGCCGAGCCCGAAAGAUUCCAAGCCCCCUAAACUACUGAGCAGGAUGGCAUCCACAAGAUCAACCAGAAGCGUAAAGAAGUCGGAUAUUUCUGCGCCCGUUCACGUGUCUAUGGGAGUGCCGGCGUUGCCGCCGAAGCCGUCGGGCGGUUUCUUGGACGUUGAAAUUCCCAGCAUCCAGAUGGAGAGGUAUAGUGUUAUGUUUAGUAACGUCCUGGGACAACCACAUGGAUCACAGGAUUCGGGACCGCAACGAUUACAGCCUUCGUCUUCGCUCCUGGCAAGGCGGCAGGCCACUUUGGACAGACUGAAAACGAUCAAUGAUCAGGUUACGAGGGACGACGAGGAGAGGGAACGUAUGAGGGGUCGGAGUGCAACAUCGCCACAGCCGCUCAAAUCGCCCACGUUUUCACUUUCACUUUUCCCCGCCACGCCAUCGGAAUCGGCCAAUAACCCGCCUCAGUCGCCCCGUUUCCGCGCAAACACUUCACCCGCUUUCCUGUCGUCUCCUCAGAGGGCAAGCUUCGAGCCUGCCGCGGAGGAAACGAGCCCAGAAUAUAUCAAGAGGAAGACUCCAUCACCUGAGAUGAGCACCCGGUCUCAUCCAUUGGAUUCCUCCGCCGUACACGACUUCGUCUUUGGCCCCGAGCAAUCCGGCCUCGUGCUCGACUCACCCACGGACGAAAAAGAGUCUGAGGAGAUUCACGUGACGGAGCAGUUGAAGCCGACCAUCUACGAGCCCGCAUGGCAGAUGAUCACCACACCGGGAGAGUCCACCGCCCCGUCAAGCGCCGCGCCUAGCGCAAAAGACCACUCUCCGGCCUCAAUGACCUCGGUCCACACCCACGUCACAAAGCCGUCCCUGGAUGAAUCCGAGCCCGACGAUGCGCUCCGUGCCGCCGUGGAGAUCUCGAUUGCCAGGCAAAUCAGCAUCUCCCGGCAGCAGCGCCGGAUGCUCCGCCCCUUGAAGACGAACGCUGUCCGCGCUGGCGGUAGCCCCGGCCUGAGAAGCCCAGUGACGACCAUCACGGUGGGCAAGAACGAGCGGCUAUCUACGACAAAGAGCUCCACGCCGACGCUCAUCAGCCACGGGCAGACAUCCGAGCAGCAAAUUGCGCAAAACCGCAAGAGCUCGCGCAUCAUCGUCGAGGACGACCAGGUGUGA